GGGGUUUUCCUUGUUGCCUCUUUCUCGCCUUCUUCCAUCCCCUUAUUUUAAUCAGAAAAUUGGGUUACGGUGCAGUACGGUACUCGAGUACAGCGCUGUACUCGUACAAUACCGUCCCGGAAUAGAGCAUACCGGUAGUAUAUUACGCGACCUCCCGCCAACCUGAAGAAAGAGAAAUGUCGAAUACAGACUGGUUCGAAGAUACAAUCCCACUCCAAGCCCCAGGCCAGCACCUCACGAUGCACGACCGGGACGGCAAAUCAUCCCCUGCUUUCCCCCUACACACCAAGAAGCGAAGAGUGGACUACUGGGCGUGGGAAUGGCUCGCGAUCCUGAUCUCAUUCCUGGCCAUUGUUGCGAGCACAAUCGUGCUGUUGCUCUUCAAUGACAAAGCGAUUCCGGCAUGGAGUUGGUCGUCCUCGGGAAUUAGUGUCAAUGCUAUAUUGUCAUUGCUAUCGACGUUGUCGAGGGCUUCGUUGCUGGUGCCUAUCGAUGAGUGCAUGGGGCAGCUGAUGUGGCUCUGGUUUUCGAAGAGGGAGAGGAGGUUGGCGGAUGUGGAAGUUUAUAAUCAGGCUUCAAGGGGCCCCUUGGGGGCUCUGAAGUUGUGCUGGAGGCAGAAGGGGUGGUAUGUUAUCACAAAUGAAACCCGAUAAUCAUGUUUUACUGACUUGGGGAUGACCGACCAGGGGUCUCGGAUGUUUAGGGGCCAUCCUGAUGGUCUGCUCAAUGGGACUCGGCGUUGCCCAGCAGCAGCUCCUUUCGUACCCCAGCCGAUCCAUAGUCCAGCCCGGUUCAACCUCGACAGUGACCCGUGCGGAGCGCUUCGACACGUACCAAAACGUGACUAGUUCCGGCACGACCACUCCGGAGGUCUCCUUCUCCCUUCUAUCAUCAAUUUACAAUGCCGCACUCUCCAACUCCUCCACGGGGGAAUCCUCAACCGUAAAUCAACCAUUCUUCACCUGCACCAGUGGGACCUGCGAUUUCCCACCGUUCGCAACGCUAGCGGUGUGCAGCGAGUGCUUCGAUGUCAGUGACAAAGUGCAGUCCAGCUGCGACGCUAACAACCUCUGCUCAGCCGAGUUCGGCGGGAUGAGGGCGCAGAGCUGGCAGCAGCCGGAUAACAAUAACAUCAACACCAUCCUGAACCAGACCUACCUUGCUCUCUCGAGUUCGACCAUGCUGAAUGGGGGGGUUGCGGGUAGGAGUAAUCCAUUUUCGACGCUAGCGCAUUUGCAAGCUCGGAGUGAGACCGGGAAUUGGCCACCGACGUAUCAUGGUACGGAGUGUGCGCUCUUCUGGUGCGUCAAGACUGUGAGGGCGAAAGUUCAGAAGGGGGUUUACACUGAGGAGAUUGUUUCUACGAAUACUGAGAUUACGAACGGGACUGAUGGGGAACGGCGCUUUUCGUUGACUAAUGGAACUCAGGUGACGGCCUUCGUGAUUACUCCCCUAGCACAGGAGUCCAUUCAGGGUCCCAGGGGCGUCACGUAUCUCUUGUCGGGAUGGGCCAAGGGAUCCGGAUAUAGCCGUGUUUUCUCAUCGGACCUAAUGCAGGGCUUCAGCACUCAUGCGAACGUGACGGAGGUGAUGUCCCGCGUGGCUACCGCCAUGACCAAUCGCAUUAGAGACUUCGACGGUGCGACCGUACCGGUGAACGGAACGACCAUGAUCAGGGAGGCUUUCAUCCGCGUGAGGUGGCCUUGGCUCGCUUUUCCGGUUGCGCUCUGGGUCUCCUCCUUGAUAUUCCUGUUGACUAUCGUGGUUAAGAGCCGGGAAGGGGAGGCGAAGUGGGGGAUGCGUGCUUGGGGUGCUAAUUCACUGGCACUGAUGUUUCAUGGGUUGGAUGAGGAUUCCAGGGGUCGGGUUCGCGAGGGCGAGUGGGAGGAGAUGGAGGAUCUUAGUGAGAGGCUGUGGGUGAAAUUAGAGAGGGGUGAGGAGGGGUUGAAGUUGCGGGCUCGGAGGGUUGAUGGGUAGUUUUAUAGGGGAGGUAAAGCUAAUUUCUAGCAUACAAUUGUGUUUUAUGUUUAUUUGUGUUGCGGCGUUUAUGUUUUCAGAUCAUGUCGUACUCUGGAUAUUUUUCUUGGUUCCGGGGUUGGAUAUUUAGAUGAUGGAAAUUUAUUAAUCUACUGG
This is a messenger RNA of Tuber aestivum (summer truffle), 2133 nucleotides long. NCBI's taxonomy places the organism in Eukaryota, Fungi, Ascomycota, Pezizomycetes, Pezizales, Tuberaceae. The record is from the annotation of a GenBank genome assembly.